This is a messenger RNA of Trifolium pratense (red clover), 1422 nucleotides long. RefSeq names its product putative B3 domain-containing protein At5g58280. Gene Ontology annotation, molecular function: DNA binding. The record is from RefSeq and is a predicted model, not a curated record. Bases 595 to 1422 code for a protein of 275 amino acids. The transcript has 4 exons. NCBI's taxonomy places the organism in Eukaryota, Viridiplantae, Streptophyta, Magnoliopsida, Fabales, Fabaceae.
CUCAUUUAACUAAUGAGCGACUAUCAGUGAUUCAGUGUCAUCCUAACAAAUUACUUUUUUUCAGACAUACGUAUGAGAAAAGUUACCCGAGCAUUAAUCACGUUGGAACAGUUUCAUUUUAAUCAAAUUUAAUCUUAUAAAAUGAGGUUCAAUCAAAAGUAAUUAUGCACACUUCAAUCCAAACAUACCCUGAUUUAGCUUAAGUUGGAUAAUGGAAUAUCUAAAGCUCCUUUUGACCAAGAAUAUCUUAAACUUGUAUGACUAGAUAUAGUAAGAAUUAUAAACUAGGAUUAGGAAUAUGUGCUUGAAUUUGUUUGUUCAAUAAAACAAAGUUUGAUAAUUAAGCACUCAAGUUUGGCACCCUAGUAUCAUGUGAUUUUUCUUGUAUUUUAAAAAAGGAGAAUGCUAACAUAUGUUAAGGAACUCAUUAUAGAAAUAUCCGCCUUAAAAUUAGUGCAUCCAACUUUUUAAAAGUAUAAUUUUACUUUUUUCAAUUCAAAUUUUCUACUUUUGGCUAGCAAGACCCUUAAAAAGGUUACUAGAUUCCUGUCUUUGAAGAUUCACCAUUCAUUUCCAACGUGUAGUCUAGCAAAAAUGACUGCUUCACAAUGUAUAUGUUUCAUUUUAUUACAGUUUAGCACAGACCUUCCAGACAGGAGUUCAUAUUUGCGGAAGAGGUCAAGGUCAAGUUCAUCAUCAUGGGAAAGUUACGUUGCAAGGCCUCUAGAUGAAAUCAAAGAAGCUACAAAACAAGAAAGAAUUCGUGCUUACGAGGCUGCAGAGGCACUCCAAAUCAAUUUGCAGUCUUCGAAGCCAUCAUUUAUCAAGUCAAUGCUCCGGUCUCAUGUUUAUAGUUGUUUUUGGUUGGGUCUUCCUAGUAGAUUUUGUGAGGAACACCUUCCAAAAACGGUGUAUAACAUGACUUUAGAGGAUGAAGAUGGCUCAGAGUAUGAUGCUGUUUAUAUUGGUAGUAGAACUGGGCUCAGUGGUGGCUGGAGAGCAUUUGCAUUGGAACAUAAAUUGGAUGAUGGCGAUGCACUUGUUUUUGAAUUGGUUGAACCAGCAAGAUUUAAGAUUUAUAUUGUUAGAGCAUUUCCAAAUAUAGAUGAAGAGGAAGUAGAAGAAAACGAUACUCUGGUGAAAGAAGAAAAUAUGAACACAUCCAAAGCAACAAAAGUAUCCAAGGCUGCCUCUAAUUGUGGAUCAAAAUCAAAGAAAACUAAAAAGCAAAAACAUGUCAUUGAAAUGAAGGAAUCAGAUAGUUCUGAAGAAAGCAUGCCAGAAAUUAACAUUGACAAAGAAUCCAAACCACAGUGGCUAAAUCUGAGUAGGAAAACUAGAUCUUUUCGGAAAGAAGUGCAAAAGAAGCCUAAAUCGCCUACUACUCCUGAUUCUGAGUCAAAUGAGGAAGCAAAAAUGUAA